Messenger RNA from Penicillium psychrosexuale, 2427 nucleotides. Its product is annotated as glutathione S-transferase family protein. The record is from RefSeq and is a predicted model, not a curated record. Lineage: Eukaryota; Fungi; Ascomycota; Eurotiomycetes; Eurotiales; Aspergillaceae. The coding region runs from base 1 to 2427 and encodes 808 amino acids. The transcript is spliced from 10 exons. Gene Ontology annotation, cellular component: cytoplasm.
AUGGAAGAUAGACCUCGAAGCCGGAGCCAAAAGCUAACUCGACAGGUCUUUCGCGCCUACACAUACACGACAGCCGCAUGGCUGUCGCUUCAGAGUCUACCUUUGAUAGCCGGACCGAGCAUGAUAGUGACCCUGCUCUUGGAUGAGACUCGGCCUGCUUCCCCCAUUGAAUUAUACUUCGCCCGGUGUUUCGGCUUCAGUCUUCUCACAAUUGCCGUUUUGACCCUGAUGCUAACCGGCUCCAUCCCCUUGACGGCCGGGAUCAGGGAGUCUGUGUCAACAGAGGACGACGAUCCCAAAGCACCAUACGCUGUGCCAACUCUGAUGGUGACCUCUAUUUUCCACACCACAUGUGCAUUUUACGCGUACACCUGGUAUGUUUCCGGUGGAUCGGGUAUCUUUGCUGUUGGUGUUGCUGGAUACUCUACUAUUGCGGCCAUUGGGUUGUGGUGCAUGCUCUUUGGCAGCAGCAAUGGAAGGAUCAGUCGCCGUAACGGUGCAGACAAGAGGACAGCAGGGUUCCCUUUCAAGAACUCGGAAGCAGCAAAGAAACAUAACAAGGGCCAAUUUGACCCGGAAUCGCAACCCUUCGGGCCAUUCCGUCCCCCGACCGAAACUGAAUCACAGCUCCAGAACGCGACGCAUGCGUUUAUUCGUCCUCCACGAUCAGGCGAGUCGGCGAACAACUUCAUCACUACGUCUCAAUCCACACAGCAGCACCCAGGUCACCCUAGCAAUGGAGUUGCCUCGCACUUACAACCGCAAGGGCAAUCCUGUGGUUUAGAUCAAUCGCAGGACUACAACAAUGGCGUCGCUCAUGCAGCGAAUAUGAGCGGGGCAUUACAUGGCGCUGCUGCUGGACAAAUGGCACCUCCAGCAUCGUUGUCCCAAAAUGAUCUAGCUAUGGGAAACAACGCGCAUCAAACUCAGAAUAACAGCUUAACGCUGCAGUCCCAAGGCCAACCGUUUCAAUCAGACUUCAUCGAGCUGGAUACUGGCUCCACGGAUUCAGUGGCCUUCAAUGGGCCCGGAGAACUGCAAGGCUUCAAAGUGGUCCCGAACCCUCCGAAUCUGGAUUACUGGAGAAAUAGAUUAUUCAACGUCGAUGAAAUGAUCACCCUAAGCGAAGAGGAAUUCCAAACCUACUUCCCGCACGUUGACAAUGUAUACUCUCAUCGCUCCACGCAGCGGACGACCACCCGGAACCCCCAAAUCCGACGACCCAGAAAAAAGAAGCGCAAGCGUACGGCCAGAGAACGAGAUCUCUGCCAUGUUAAAAUCAAAGUCGUGGAAUACUUCCCAGUGUCCGAAAUAUCGAAUCUGACCGAUGCGGUCGAGCCCUUACCAUCUAACAUUUUACCUGGCAUGUAUACUUUCUCUCUGAAUGACGACUCCGCGAUCCGAAAUGUCCAAACAUUCGGUAUGCUCACGCCAAAUCCUGGUCUACCACCAAAUCACCCGGGAUCAAACGGUGGGAGAUAUUUCACUAUACAGCGGGUGAAUGGCAAUGGGGCUAACGGGAAGAACGACGGAGUGAGCGGCGGUCAUCAACAUACACUUGAAGAAAGUGAUCGCGUCAAGAAAAGCAGUGUGCAACGAUACAUUCUGAAGGAAAAGAAAGAUAAGAGGACGAGAGCGGACCGAGUCAUGUCUCGAACAGGCCAAAAAUCAUACCAUACAAAAGCGACGGGUCUGGCCGCUGAAACUGCGAUCAAACACUCUGCCGAUGUUAAUCUCAAGCUAUUUGGGAGCUGCUUCUGCCCCUUCGUGCAACGGGUAUGGAUCGCAUUGGAACUGAAAGGUAUCCCGUAUCAAUACAUCGAAGUGGAUCCGUACGAGAAGCCCCAGUCACUUUUAGAGGUGAAUCCAAGAGGGCUUGUUCCUGCUUUGCGCCACGACGACUGGGGAUGCUAUGAAAGCAAUGUGUUGUUGGAAUAUCUGGAGGACCUGGGUGUAGGGGCUGCAAUGCUUCCGGUAGACCCAAAGCUGCGCGCCCAUUGCCGAUUGUGGGCGGAUCAUGUCAAUCGGCAUAUCGUGCCGAGUUUCUACCGUAUACUGCAAGAGCAGGACCAACAGAAACAGAUCGAGAAGACACAGGAGCUGCGAGAUGCGAUGGAGAAGCUGCUCGAGGUAGCGCAUCCUUCGGGGCCCUUCUUCAUGGGUCCGCAGAUGUCCCUUGUGGACGUUCAAGCUGCACCGUGGAUCAUUCGGCUGCGGCGGGUCCUGAAACCAUACCGAGGAUGGCCAGAUGCCGAGGAGGGAAGCAGGCUGGCCAUUUGGGUGAAUGCAAUCGAGACUGAUCCGCAUGUGCAGGCGACAACUAGCACGGACGAGUUGUACCACGACAGCUAUGAGCGAUAUGCCCAGAACCGUCCAAAUACAUCCCAAGUCGCAAAUGCAAUUAACGCAGGACGGGGCCUCCCUUAA